Molecule: messenger RNA, 1098 nt
Organism: Saprolegnia diclina VS20
Lineage: Eukaryota; Oomycota; Saprolegniomycetes; Saprolegniales; Saprolegniaceae
Exons: 2
Coding region: 1-1098 (365 amino acids)
Source: RefSeq, a predicted model, not a curated record
AUGACAGCGCUGGAGCAGCUCGCAGAGGUCUCGAGCCAGGAGGCGCCGCUGGCGACGCGGCUGCGCCACGUAGGGUCGCCGGGCACCGAGUACGACGUCCUCGAGAGCAUCAUGGCCAUCGGCCGCGCCUACGACGAGAGCUACACGAGCAGCCCGGACGCGGUCGUCGACGUCGAGUACGACUCGGACGCUCGGCCGCUCAAGGCGCGCAGCCUUGGGAAGAAGGGCCUGCGCCGCGCCGGGCGACGCUUCGAGGCUAGCCCGAGCACAGACGAUGAGCGACCUACGACACCGGCGACCCGUGCUGGCGACGGCCUCAAAGUCGAGCUCGGCCACAAGCCUGCCCCAGCCUCGGCACAAGAAGCGCUGGCGAACCGCGUGCGCCAUUGGAAGGUCGUGGCCGGCGAGAUCAAGGACAAACUCGAGGAGCUCGUCGAGACGAAUGGAUUCAUCUUUACUGACGACCGCAUUCUGCAGCGCUGCCUCGACUUUGCGGCGUCCAUCCAGAUCUGUAGCUUCCCACCGGUAACGCCACCGCGGACCGAGGGGGCAUCCCGAUCGCUGCGCCCAAACACUGUCGCGCAGCAACACGACCACUUUACGGCGCUACGCCUCGCAUCGGCGCAGAUUGCGAGUCCCCUCGUGCGCACCCCUCCACGGGUUGCGCGGUCGUUCGCCGCAUUAUCGAAAAAACGCAAGUUGGAGCCGGAAGACGAGCCAAGCGACGACGAUGUCAAGCACGAGGACGCAGACGACGAGUUCAGCGACCCGUUCGACCCAUCACGCUGCUAUCUGUGCGGUCUCGAGCAGCACGACGCGCCACUCCUUUCGUGUUGCAAUGCCACCUGUGGCAAAGUGGUCCACCGCUUCUGCGUCGGUCUCGAGCACACGCCCAAGAAGCCAUGGCCAUGUCCGUCGUGCUCGGGGUCGCCCACGAUCGAGGUCUGCGCCGCGCUCCACUGCAAGCGCAAGAGCUCGCGUCGGUACUGCAUCGUGCACAGCUGUCGCUUCCACGGGUGCGACUUUCGUCUGCGCGGGCGCGGGUAUUGCCGUCGCCACGAUACGUCCCAGAAGCGCACCUUGGCGCUCGCCAAGUGA